AAAACACAGCUGUCAAGCAAAUAAAUACAAACAUUUAUAGAAAAUUAUUGAAAAAAUUAACAAUUUAUUGGAUUUUACAAAAUAAUUAUAAAAAAAUAAACAAAAAUGACAAGACAUGCUAGAAACUGUACCGCCGGAGCUGUUUACACUUAUAAUGAAAAGAAAAAAGAUGCUGCAGAGUCCGGUUAUGGCACUAAUGCCCAACGUUUGGGUAAAGAUUCAGUAAAAUCAUUUGAUUGUUGUUCUCUUACCCUACAACCCUGUCGCAAUCCAGUGGUAACCAAAGAUGGUUACCUUUUUGACAAGGAGGCUAUACUCCAGUAUAUAAUAACCAAGAAAAAUGAAUACAGCCGCAAAUUGAAGGAAUAUGAACGUUUAAAGAAAAUGGAAGAGAAUGAUGUCACCCAGGAACUCAAUCGCAAGCAGCAGGAAUGUGUAGAACAGUUUGUUAAGUCUGGUAAACCGGUAAAUGGUACAGUAGAAAAGCCCUCCACAUCACGUGAAGCCAAAGACGAAAGUUCUAUAUCGAAUAUGGCUAAUGGUCAUGAAAAGAAAUUGCCUAGCUUUUGGUUACCUUCAGAGUGUCCCAAUGCUGGUUUGGCAAAAGCUAAAAAGCCUGAUCCUACCAUAUAUUGUCCGGUUUCUCAAAAGGUUUUAAAGGCUAAAGAUUUAAUUGAUGUUAAAUUUACUUUGGUUAAGGAUGGUGACACCAAAAAAUCGUUAAUUGCCAAGGAGGCCAGGUAUAUGUGCCCGGUAACGCAUGAUAUAUUGAGUAAUGCUGUGCCCUGUGCUGUUUUAAGGCCAACCGGCGAUGUUGUUACCAUGGAAUGUGUGGAAAAAUUAAUCAAAAAGGACAUGAUACAUCCUUUAACCAGUCAGAAGUUAAAGGAAAAAGACAUAAUACCACUACAAAGGGGAGGCACAGGUUAUGCUUUGACCAAUGAAAAUUUGGAGGGCAAGGAGAAAAGACCCAUGUUGCAAGCCUAAAUUAGGUUUCCGUUUUAUUACUUUAAUAAAGUUUUACAUAAAAGAAAUAGUAAUAAAACAAAAUUUUGACCCAUUUGUUGCUAAAGAUAACAUAAA
Messenger RNA from Lucilia cuprina (Australian sheep blowfly), 1083 nucleotides. RefSeq names its product nitric oxide synthase-interacting protein homolog. Lineage: Eukaryota; Metazoa; Arthropoda; Insecta; Diptera; Calliphoridae. Gene Ontology annotation, molecular function: ubiquitin protein ligase activity. The transcript has 3 exons. The coding region runs from base 106 to 987 and encodes 293 amino acids. Gene Ontology annotation, cellular component: nucleus. The record is from RefSeq and is a predicted model, not a curated record.